AUGUCGUGCUGGGGAUUGAGCUCUGUAACUAUUGCUCAUCAACGAGGAAUUCCUAGUAAGCGCAAGUCAUCAGCUUGCGUUGAUUACGUCCCUGCCCUUUGUACACACCGCCCGUCGCUACUACCGAUUGAAUGGUUACAGCAAGAAUAUGGGAUUGUUGGGAGCUAG
Messenger RNA from Phycomyces blakesleeanus NRRL 1555(-), 168 nucleotides. RefSeq lists its product as hypothetical. The record is from RefSeq and is a predicted model, not a curated record. Bases 1 to 168 code for a protein of 55 amino acids. The transcript has a single exon. Lineage: Eukaryota; Fungi; Mucoromycota; Mucoromycetes; Mucorales; Phycomycetaceae.